CUCCACCUGGGACUGGAAAAGCUGAAUCGAACUCCCCUCCAGCUCGCUGUAAUUUGCAAAUUCCAUCCGGGUCCUCUGCAAUUCCGCAAGACAUAGCUGGGGAAGAUGGAGAAUAUGCAGUAUGCUGAGGAGCUUGUGAGGGAGUUUCUUGUGUUUAGAGGAUUCACCAACACUUUGCAAACUUUUGAUUCCGAAUUAUCUACGGAUAUUGGUAAAGGAUUUCAAGUGGAUAGGAUAAUGGAAUUAAUCUUCUCAGUGUAUGUACCUAAGUUUCAGGCAGAUAAGUUAGUUGGCCUGUUCAGUUUUUUCAAGCUGUGUCUCUCUUCAUCAUCCGAGACCGUACUUUUGGCUACUCUUUCUAAAUUGGAGGUGUCAAUUCUACGGUACUACGUUGUUAAUGCCAUCCAGUCAGGGAGGAGGGACAAAGUUUUAGAGUUCUUUGGAAUGAAUGGGAAUGAUUUGUUGCAAAGGGACAAGGAUUGGACUGCAUGGUUUGCCAUUCCAUAUGUAAAGAAACCAAACUCUGAUCCUGAGUUUCGUAUAUACUUUUCAAAGGAAUGGUACGAGGCCUUGCGUUUAUCUGUGAGGAAUUUCUUUAGUGAGAUCUUCAAUGGUACUCGCAUGCCAGCCCUUUUGAAAAUCAGUUCAGAGAAGACUACUGUCAACCGUCUGAAAAAAGACAUCAAGCAACUCAAUCUCAAGCUGUCUGAACUUCAGGCUUUGUUGGAGGAAAAAGAUGGUGAAUUAUGCCAGUUAAGAAGUAAUUGUUCAUCAGUAGCCGAUGCAAGCACUGAACGAACCAGGAGUUCAUCAAGUGUAGUGCAUGAGCAAAAUCGUCUUAUAUCUAAAGAUACUCAGGAAAAUUGCCCUCCUGAUACUUUUCAAAUAGAAGAAGCAGAGGUGGAUCCAGAUUGGGUUGUUGCUGGAAACAUGGGAAGUAGACCAGAAUUUAACAUAUCUAAGUCGGAUCCUAAUUUAAGUUCUCAGUCAAGUCCUCGCGUGAGAGAUGGUAGAACUGCUGAUAGUAUUCAGCUGUUCGAGGAUGGCGCCUAUACUGAAAAUGGCAGGGAAAGCCAUGUAGAAGACUUCCCUGAAGUUAAGGUUGACUUCCAGGAGACAUUUUUGGGCCACACAAGUCCAAUAACUCGCUGUCGUUUUUCUGCAUCUGGAAACAAUAUAGCCAGCGCCUCUGAAGAUGGCACAGUAAGGAUAUGGACGUAUGACUCAUCAACUCCGUCAUCUAGAAAUGCAACCAUUUAUUGUGGAGCCAAGAUUAUGUCACUUGACUGGGAGUGUAAAUCUGACCGAUUGCUUCUCAUAGGCACUGCUGAUGGAGGCAUUAAAGCAUGGAAUGUCGAUGCAAAAAGAGUUGUCUGUGAUCUUAGCACGAGUGAAGAAUUUCCUAGUAUCUUGGAUAUAAAGUGCAGCCCUGUAGAGCCAAUUUUUGUUACUGCAGCAGCAUCCAAGGGGUACGGAUCAAGUUACGCUGAUAAUAUGGGGUUUGCUUCAUUAACCGUGUGGAACAUGAAGACGUGGAAGGCCAUGACAGUUCUUCCUCUUGGUAAAGAUCCACCUGCAAUAACAUCCCUCAGUUUCAAUCACAAUGGCAAAAUUUUAGCGGCCACUGCAACUGAUGGAAUGAUUCACAUGUUUGAUAUGUCUGCCUGUCUACAAAUAACCGGUUGGCCUGCACAUGACUCUGCUAUAAGCUCCAUUCUUUUCGGGCCUGAUGAGACAAGUAUUUUCAGUUUGGGAGUAGAUGGAAAGGUGUUUGAAUGGAGCUUGCAAAACCAAGGUCAAAUCCUUUGGUCAAGGAACUGUAGCAGGUUCUGUGACCCCGAGAGCUCAAAAAAUUGCAGACAUGAAAUGGCUUUAGAUGCCAAUGGGAGGAGACUGUUGGUCACAUCCGGUUAUGUAAGAGCACCCAUAUACCAGGUCCGGGGUCAUGCGAAUGGGUUGAGAACUCUCCCACACAGUGCUGCCAUAACUACUGUAGAUUGGCACCCGACGUUACCCAUCUUCUUAACAGGAUCAGCUGAUAACUCUGUCCGAGUGACAUCUUUGUCAUAAACGUUUCUGACUCCAUCUUCGUGUUCUUAGUGUGCCUGACGUUGAAUGAAGUUCACUCGCAAUGUGUUUGAACUGGUUUCGUUCUGGCUUUCAUCCGAGCAAUGUGUCUUGUAUUCGUAUGUUGGUGUAAAUCAUUGAACAGAUUUCAUAGAUCAUAGCAAUUCUUUGAUGCACUCAUCUUUUGCCCUUGGGGCUGGGAAAUGCCCUGUUUUAUUGAACUUUAUAUGAUUGUUGUUGGAACUA
Messenger RNA from Pyrus x bretschneideri (Chinese white pear), 2313 nucleotides. RefSeq names its product WD repeat-containing protein 91. The transcript is spliced from 16 exons. The record is from RefSeq and is a predicted model, not a curated record. Gene Ontology annotation, molecular function: protein binding. NCBI's taxonomy places the organism in Eukaryota, Viridiplantae, Streptophyta, Magnoliopsida, Rosales, Rosaceae. The coding region runs from base 106 to 2070 and encodes 654 amino acids.